Messenger RNA from Drosophila simulans, 1163 nucleotides. It is a transcript of the gene Prp18, whose product is annotated as pre-mRNA-splicing factor 18. The transcript has a single exon. The record is from RefSeq and is a predicted model, not a curated record. Gene Ontology annotation, cellular component: U5 snRNP; U4/U6 x U5 tri-snRNP complex; U2-type post-spliceosomal complex. Bases 105 to 1127 code for a protein of 340 amino acids. Lineage: Eukaryota; Metazoa; Arthropoda; Insecta; Diptera; Drosophilidae. Gene Ontology annotation, biological process: generation of catalytic spliceosome for second transesterification step; RNA splicing.
AAUUGGCCGCAAUUGUAUGUAAACAUUCUCCGCCUGGUCUCACUAUAAUCUAAGGCAUUUGUUUUGGUUACUCCACAUUGUUAUUAACAACAAAUAACAAUCACAUGGAUAUUCUGAAAGCUGAAAUAGCGCGAAAGCGCAAGCUGCUGGAGCAAAAGCAGCUGGUGGACGAAAAGAAGAAGUACUUCAGACGCGGUGACCUGAACGCCAAGAACACAGAGGAAGUGCUGCAGAAAGUGGGCUACAUAAAGCAGGAGUCCGUCGAGGCACAAGGACAAACGACGGAGGGCGCGUACAGUUUUGUGGCCGAUGGCCAGAACAUAUUGCCGCGCACGGAGGUCAUUCGGAGGCUAAGGGAACGCGGCGAACCCAUCCUUAUAUUUGGCGAAACGGAGCCCGAGGCAUUUGACCGAUUGCGACAAUGCGAGAUUUCGCAGCCAGAGGCCAAUCGCGGUUUCCGCAACGAUUUCCAGGAGGCCAUGGAGCAGGUGGACGCCGCCUACCUGCAGGAGAUGUUCGCCAACACACCCACCACCAAGGAAGACAAGAAGUCGGACUUCGCUGAGCUCGACGAGUCCGUGUCGUGGGAGAGCAUACAGAAAAUGGCUGAAAAUAUGGGCCGCAACAAGGACUAUGACAUGGAUGUGAUCAUCACGCUGCUCACCUUCCUGCUCAAGCUGUGGAACGACCAGAUUGCCAACUACAGCAAGCACGAAAAGAUGUCCACAAAGGUGAAAAUGACCCGCGUCAUCUACACGCAGACAAAGGAGUACGUGAAGCCGCUGUUUCGCAAGCUGAAGCAUCACACCCUGCCAGAGGACAUUCUGGACAGUCUGCGAGACAUCUGCAAGCACCUGCUUAACCGCAACUACAUCACAGCCAGCGAUGCCUACCUAGAAAUGGCCAUCGGAAACGCGCCUUGGCCCAUUGGUGUCACUAUGGUGGGUAUCCACGCUCGUACGGGUCGCGAAAAGAUUUUCUCCAAAAACGUAGCUCAUGUAAUGAACGAUGAAACACAGCGGAAGUACAUCCAGGGUCUCAAACGACUGAUGACCAAGUGCCAGGAGUACUUUCCCACCGAUCCCUCCAAGUGCGUGGAGUACGUCAGCAAGAAGGAUCGCGAAUAAACUUGAGCUUUGUGUUAGUCAUUAUUGUAAUACCAA